UCAAAUAUAGAAUUUUUUUUCGAAACAGGAGCCCUUCUGUAACUAUUGUGAUAUAUUUUUUCCACAUUCUUGCCCUUCUAAUUAAAUGCUGUUGUGCCCAAUGGCACAUAAAAUGUUAUCAUAUCCACUUCCCAAAUCAUUGUCUACUUGUACAAAAUCUGGUGCAUUCCUUAAGCUUCUUUGAACCUGCUUUUUCAUACUGGCUUGUUUUAUUUCACUGAUAAAACCCUAGCAAAGACUAGCAUAACGGGAUUGCAUAGAACAGUCUUAUCUUUAGCCUCUAUCUCAGCCUGCAACAGAUUUUUUCAUCUUGGGGUGAUCUGUCAGUGGAAAAUGCUGAAAUCUAUUCAAUCCUAUUGUGGGGUUUGUCCCUUAGCAACCUUUAAUGAACCCUUGAUGCGCUCCAAGGAUAGUCUCCAUAUUUAUAGUCCCAUGCGCAUUUCAGCACUUGGGGGCCCAUACAUGGGCCUUCAAACAUUGCAGCCAAUCGGUUCCAUCAGAAUCGGGAAAACAAAGCAGAGGAAUUCAAGAUUGGUGGUGCAAGCUUCUUUGCUCAGAUAUAAACAGCCAUUGUUGUGGGCUGGAUGUGCGUGUCUUCUGUAUGCUUUAGUCAGGAUUCUAGGUCCCCAAAACCAAUUUCUACCAGGUAUAGAGGAUGAAAAAUGGAUGCCCAAAUGGCUUAAGAAUAUGCUCUCAAUGGGUUCAGAAACCCAAGUGGCAGAUGAGCGGAGGAAGAUGGUAAGCAAAUGGCAUGUUACAACAAAGGGUACACUCAAACGAAGCUACAGGUUACCCAUGAAAUCAGUGGCUCGCCGUCUCCUCAAGGCCAUUUCUUCUCUUCUGUCUGAUGAUGAUACAUUUAGAGAUGCUAGUUGUCACAAGGGCUGCCAAAUCCGAAGGGAAAAUGCUCAUGGAGAGUCUGUGUGCUGUAACAAUGUGAGAGCCCUUUUUGAUGAACUUCCUACCCCACAUUUGGUGGUAGAGAUAACAGCCUUCCCUCGUGGCCCUCUGUCAGAGUCAGACUACAUGAAGGCUGAGAAGAUUGAGAGGAUUCUAAGAACUGAGGCUACCAUAUGAAAGGCAUCUCCUCAAUGCAAUAUUUUAUGCAAAUGCGGAUAAUGAUUUCUUCUUCAUCUACAAACAAAUUUCUCUUUUGUAUGUAUGUAUAUGAUGUUUAUCAGUGCUCUUGUAUAACAUUUUCUGAGCAAUCCCAGAUGCUGCAUAAUGCAAGCAUCCACUUUUUUGUAGGUUGCAAACUGAUUUGUAUAUCAUAAUAAGUCAUGAUUAACUUCAGAACUUGUUAUAUAAAUCACAAGCUUUUGGUCAGUUGAUUAAA
Messenger RNA from Cryptomeria japonica (Japanese cedar), 1336 nucleotides. RefSeq lists its product as uncharacterized. Gene Ontology annotation, cellular component: chloroplast envelope. Lineage: Eukaryota; Viridiplantae; Streptophyta; Pinopsida; Cupressales; Cupressaceae. The record is from RefSeq and is a predicted model, not a curated record. The transcript has 4 exons. The coding region runs from base 334 to 1077 and encodes 247 amino acids.